UGGUGGAAUUUUUUUGUUGUAUGUUUGUGGGGGUCCAUGGCUGGCUGCCCCAAAGCAGAACCAGGCAUGUUCUGCGCAGAGGACACCGGUCGGCUCGACGGCAAAGUGUUAGCUGACGAUUGCGAUGUGGAGAAAAUGCAGGCGACCUCCACUAAGUUUUCAGAGGGUGGCAGUGAGGUGUUGAAACGCUCUGUCGGUGAGCGUAUUUUAGACAUUCUCAUAGAAAUGAAGAAAACCAAAGAGAAAAAAGAAACGUUCUGCUGGGAACUCCAGCUGCUUAACGUGGGAUGUCAAGAAACACUGCAUGAAAAUAACGUGGCAAUUGUCACCAAUGCCUCCGUACGCAAGUGUUCACAUACAACCGUAAAGAAGAAGACACAAGUGGAAGUAGGAAUGCGGCAAUUACUGAAGGCAGCUAGACAGAGCUGGGCCAGACUGAUGACACAAGGCGUGCAAAGCCUACUGGCCUGUCCACAGGCAGUUCAAAUGCAAGGGGUCCGAACUGAAACGUGGAGCUGCGUCUCCCCCUCUGACAUCCUCCUCCUCAUUGAAGUCAAAUACGACGUGGUGACUCAUUUGCUUUUUGAUGACAUGCUGCGGGAACACCAUGGUGCACACGUGUGGAAGACUCUGAGGCCAUGGCAACGACACAAUGAAACACUUUGGCUUGAGGAGCUCGUGGAGGAUGCUUUGGCAUCUGACGACAUGAUCGCUUUGGCCGACCUACCGGGAGCGUUUUUGAUAUACAGAAACGAGUGCUUCACUGCAGUUUCCCUCUUGUAUAAAUUAAACACAUGCCGUCAACAAGAGAAGGAAGCUCUGUCUGCUUUAGUUGAGAGGUUGGACAAGAAGAACCUGAGGCUGAUUUGUUUGUACAUUCAAUCAGCAACGCUCAGGGCUCAAAGAGAAACCACGGUCUACAAUGCCUUUAUGGCAGUCUGGCAAUCCUGGGACACAUGGCCGCAUGUUCGGAGUCCAUGCCGAGAAGAGUUUGCAGUUGCGUUGCUAAGCAGUGACGAGGAUGCUCAAGAGCAAGUGAUGGAACUCAACUCACUAUCUGCACAGCAGACAUUACUCCAGUUGUUGCUGCUGACUCAGCAACAGGAGAGAAAGCAGCUAGUUCAUCUGUUACGUGGAGUCACUCUGGAGGAAGUACAAACUCUAACAACUGCACACGCAUCGAAAACAAGUUGUAUAAAGAAGCUGCAACAAAUCUGUGAGAAUCAAGCCCAGCAUAGCACGAUCGGACCCCCAAUUAAUUGGUCGCAGGACCAGCUGGAACGAGCCGCCUCGGCCCUUGUGGUGCAUCUCCUGGAAAUCCACGACAGGGAAACAUCUUCCGUUCUACCAGCACUGUUGGACGAGAAUGAACAUCUCCACACGCUAAGACAAGAAUACCAGUCCAAAUUCCAAACACAGAAGCUGAACAUCAACCUUAUCCAAGUCCUUGAUCCCGAUGGCCCCUCCACGAAUUCAAACUCUGAUUUAAGCAGCAAGGAGCAAGUCGCACAUCAGACGAGUUGUAGCGGAUCUGUACUGGUGCAGAAGUCUGCUGCCGGAUUAUGUGACUCUUCGACCAGCGCACCACUUGAGGUUGUCCAAACUGGAGAUCUUCCUGACAAGCAGGGCGUCUGCGCAGGCUGUGGUGUGACACUGGGGGGUGUCCCCUACCUGGAGAUCUUGUGCGCGCCAGAUGAAAUGACCAAAGCUGAUGGAGAAGUUGAGAAACAGGACAGUGAGACAAAGCAGCUCAAUAGCGAGGAGCAGGACUCGCUGAUUGCACUGGCUUGGAGCACACAGCUUGAGGCCAAGACAGGUCACCAGGGGGUUGAGACCGCACAUGUUGUUAAUGUCCAUAUGCAGCCAAGUGAAGGUGGCAUAGUCGAACACACGGGCAGAGAGUCAAAGGGGGAACCAGAGAAAGCAAAUGUCCUGCACGCAGCACAGCAAGCCUUGGUUGACUCUGUGGACAUGAAGACGAGCGACAAGGACAGGGAUAUGGUGAAGGACCUUGGACCUCCUGCUCAGCCUACAGUCCACAGCAGUGUAAGCAAGAGAGAGGCGGGCAUGGAGUGUGUUCGAGCAAGAGAACCCCUGUCAGCAAUUGAGAGAGAGAAGACCAUGAGAAAGCUGGUGGAUGUUCAUCGUCGAGUUGAGAGGAGGCAGCGUUGGGACAGAGAGAGACAGCAGCUGAGGGUUCAAGAACGUCUGUCCAUCAUCCAGAGCAGGAAGGCCGACGAGGAUAUAUUUGGGCCCAAGCACAGAGACAGGAUAAGACGCAUCAGUAGAGAGCGAGAAGAAAACAAGAAUCAACAGAAGACACUGGUCAGAGAGCAACUGGAGCAGCUCCGACGGGAACGCUCUUUUAUCAUGCAGUCCAGAAGAAACAGAAACACUGCAGGCUUCAGGGAACUCUUGAUACCAGUCAAUCUCCGGAGUGGAAGAACAGAAGAGGACCAAGAAAAUGGCUCACAAUGAGUUUUGAGCUAAAGGCAGGCUGAAUUACUACUUCUACUAACAUUAAAAGCUUCGCAUGUCAAAAAUGGAGAACUUGCAGUUUGUUUAUUAUACAAUUAUCUGGACAAACAUAAGCAGUAACAGUUAUAUCACUAAACCAAUGAUAACCCUUUGUGGUCUGUGAAC
Messenger RNA from Corythoichthys intestinalis (scribbled pipefish), 2643 nucleotides. RefSeq lists its product as uncharacterized. The coding region runs from base 37 to 2478 and encodes 813 amino acids. The record is from RefSeq and is a predicted model, not a curated record. The transcript is spliced from 18 exons. Lineage: Eukaryota; Metazoa; Chordata; Actinopteri; Syngnathiformes; Syngnathidae.